Colletotrichum aenigma is the source of this 1005-nucleotide messenger RNA. RefSeq lists its product as uncharacterized. The transcript is spliced from 5 exons. The record is from RefSeq and is a predicted model, not a curated record. NCBI's taxonomy places the organism in Eukaryota, Fungi, Ascomycota, Sordariomycetes, Glomerellales, Glomerellaceae. The coding region runs from base 1 to 1005 and encodes 334 amino acids.
AUGCUUACCUUCACUGCGAAUCACUUGUUGAGUCUAAGACUGAUCACCUUGGCCUCUGAAGACCCGAUCUACUACAGCCUACGACCUACAACCUACGACCACGACCUAGUCCUCGCGGAGCAUACCCUCAAGCUUGAUGCCGGCAAGGGCGAUAUCUGUCAUCACUUAUCAUACAAUUCAUCAGCACAACGUACUACGAUGCCUGCCAGUGGUGCUGCGUCGGCCUCCCCACCCCUCUUCCCCCCGUUGACGCAAGCGGAGGCCGAGGCCGAGCGAAUCCAGAACAACACCACAGACCCGUAUUAUGCAUACGACCAUAAGAUGGACAGAAAGCUUGAUAUCAACGCGGGGCAAACUCAGUCCAUCAACGAUCUGCUUGACCGGGAAAGGGGGAUUGCCAACGACCUCCUCCCCAUUCUCUGGCGCGUCAACCGCCUUGGUGAUCCUAUGGCGGACGACCAGAGUUACAAGCGGGCGCGCGAUGCAAUCUUCAAGGCCGUAUUUCGGAACUGGAACAUCGCUGGCGCGCCCGUUCACGUCAAAGUCCUCGCUGAUCUCCCGGUCGCUCAGCUGACGUUUUCAAUGGCGGAUGUGAACGGUUCCGUCUUCUCCAACGCGCUUGUCGUGACCCACGUCACCGACUACAACCUUCUUCGCCUUCGGACUGAGGUUACGAUGAAAUGGAACGAUGCUGAAAUAAAGCGUCACGGCACCUCCAACAUGGAAUGGGUGGUUUACUUCAAGACAAACAGACUGCGAAGGUCCUUGGCGGCGGACACUCACGGCAGGCACACCGCUGUUCACGGCACAUCCCCCGGAAAACAGAAUAUCGCGCUCACACCUCAGUGCUACACGUUGAAGCUGAUUGACAACGACCUGUGCGUCGACCUGCUCUAUGGGCAGUUCUUUCUUGGCUAUUCAGGCGUCACGAGAGAAGGAUCGGUCAAGCUGGCGAACGGUGUCAUCGAGUGUAGCACUGACGGACCGCCGGAUUCCACCUGCUAG